CUGGCUAAAUCAUCGCCGAAAUCGAAGAGGAAUAGCGGCGCUGCCGCAACACCUUCUUCUUCCUCAUCAUCCGCUACCAAUUUUGAUGAGCCUUUGGGAAAUAAUGAAUCCACUGCGUCUACGUCAACCGCAACGCAGCCGUAUUCUCGAAUGGCUGCGGCCACAGCCACUUGGUAUCCGCAAAACCCCCAACACGGGAAUGGCUACCUUGCGGCACCCGUAAUGCCACCAGCCGCAAGAUCUCCCGCGGGUUAUGGAUACCCUCCAGGAUAUCCAGGAGGCUAUCCUUCGCCAGGAAGCGGAAAAGCCUAUCCUCCGCCUGUACCGCCUCAAUAUCAAGCCAUUCCACCACCUGGCUAUUAUCCCAAUCCCCAACAAUUAGCCGCGCGUGAUCAUUAUUUUCGAUCACGUGGAAUGUAUCCGCCACCCAUGUAUUAUGGUAAGUUUCCCAAUAUAUUAACUAAUGAGAAGAAUAAAGUAUAUAGAGAAGAAAAACCGGGAGGGGGGAUAAGCAGAUUUUGGUUGCCUUGGUGAUGUAUGCGCGAAUUGAUUAGAAAGAUUUUUUAGGUGCUAGAAGAAGGGAAUUAGAAAAAUAGGUUACCAUACUAGAAAUCCACAGAACCCCUAAUAUUUCGUUUUUUCCAGGAAAUGGAACCGCACCCCAACCGGGACAAUUUCAUCCGGGAAUGGAUCCCAAUUACUAUUAUCAACAGCAUGGUAUGAUGCCACCGCAUUAUCCACCACAACACAUGCAAAACUUCUCCCCGGGGCAAUAUCCUGGCCGAAUUCCACCCGGUGCUCAACCUCCGCCCGGGCAACCGACAGCGAUGAGAGCGCCGAUGCCACAAAAUAUGGCGCAACAUGAGAUGGAUGAACAUCAGAGACAGGCGUGGAUGGCUCAACAACAUCAAAUGCAGCAGCAGCAACAACAACAAGCGGCUGCUAUGGCUGCGGCGAGUAGUGGAAGUAGCACACAACCAGCUACACCGUCAGCAUCGAAUUCCGAAGCGGUUGCGCAAGCUGCGAGUACGAGUCAAGCGGGAAGUCGCGCGCCGAGUGCUGGACCAUCUGCAACACCAGAUAGUACGUCGAGAAUGAGUGGAGGAGCGGAUACUGCGGAGAAUAGCAAUACCGCGGAAGAGGCAUCGACAUCUUCUGCACCACCAGCACCUGCUCAACCAGCUCAACCACAGCAGCAACCACCUCCGCAACAAGUUCCACCACAACCUGGUCAGCCACCUUAUUAUCCACCAGGACCUUAUCCACCACCGCAAAUGAGACAACCUGGAUUCGCCCCAGCGCCUUAUGCUUAUCCUGGAGGACCUCAUCCACCACCUCCACAUCCUGGAUAUCACCCAGCUGCACAUCCGUCUCACCCGCAACACGCGCAAUUCAUGGCUUGGCAGCAGCAACAACAACAUCAGAGAUAUGUUCAGCAACAACAGCAACAACAAGCUCAACAGCAGCAGCAAAGAUAUCCGCCAAACUAUCCGCGACCUCAACAACCCCCACAAGCUCCUUCGCCAUCAACAAUUGCCAAGAGGUAUCCCCAACAACCACCGCAACAAGUUCCAGUGCCUCAACAAGCAAGAGGAUUGCCAAUUCCAUCAACAUCUCAAGCAAUUCCUCAACAAUCGCAACAAGCCAGCGCUACGCAACCACAAUAUCCACCAGGAUGUGUUGAAUCAACUACGGCCACUCAACAAAUCAAGCGACGCAAGAUUUUCGCAAGAGAAUUGUACAAUGCUACCCCGCGCAGACUUAUAAUGGCAAUGCGAUCGGGACUCGAUGCGGAAGCGGUUUGGGCAAUCAACUCUCUCACAAUUCUAUUAUACGAUGAUUCGAAUCCACAGCCAUCUUUGCAACAAAUGCCCGGAUUGUUGAAUGUUAUUGUUGAGCAUUUGUAUGCGACACUUGCCAUUUUGUAUCCAAAACAUUUUGAGGUAUGUUAUUCGGGGUUUUUUUUUGUAAAAAUUGAAAAAAGUGUAACAUUUUGAUUGGAUUUUUUUUUUUGGGAAAAUGUUUUGGUUUACAAAAAGUGUACAGAAAUAAUUAAAGUUUACAGUUUUUACACACAAAAGUAUUUGGGAAUUAAUUGAGAUUUAGAAAAAAAAUCGUUUUUGAAAAUGGCAGAUUCUAGUUUUGUCUGAAAAUUGUAGAAUUUUCAGCCUGAAAUUCAUCUCUAAAAGUCAGUAAUUUUUUCCACAAAAUUUAGAUCAUGAUGAAUUCAAGAAGGCCCGGAAUUUUCGAGCCUAAAACUUAAGCUUUGAAAAUUCAGUCUGAAAAUUAAGACCAUGAACAAACAAAAUUUCAGUCGAUUUCCAAAAUGAAUAUAUCAAAUCCUAGUUUUUCUCUGAAAAUCCAGGCUUAAAAAAUAUUUUCAAAAAUUUGUUCCCGAAUUUCUAUGUCCUCAAGUUUUCCUCCCCAAACCCCUUUUAUUUUCAGCUCGAUGAACCUGGAAAACCACAAAUCUUUGACGAUUCCAAAACUCUUGUUCAACAAUUGAUUGACAAUAAAACUGGAGACUUGAAAUUGUUUGUUGAUCGAAUGCCAGUAAUUACCAGAAAAUCAUCAGCCGACAAAAAUCAAUGUUACACAAUGAAAUCAAGAAAUGGAAUUGCUGUCCAAUUUCGCGAUGAAAAAAUGCCGCGAUUUUUGACGAAACGAGUGAAUCGAGAAAAUGCCGAAACAGAAAACCGCGAAGAUUCAUCAUUGACAACAAAAUAUGUGGAAGAACGAGCGAGAAUUGGAUUGGGAGGUGGAUUGGCUGAAAGAAUUUAUGCGAAAUUGAAGGAUAAAUUGGUGAUUGAAGAGAUUGAAAGGAAACCGGUGUUUUCGAAAUAUGAAGUUAUCAAUAAUAAUAAUACACAGGAAGAUAAUGAAGAGAAAGAAGAAGAAGAAGAGGAAGAUUUGACAUUGGCAAUGUUGAAAGGAGCUGAACCAGAAGAAUUAUCUGAAUGUAAACAUGAAAAAGAAUUAGGUUGGCCGAAACCAUCUGCAUUAUGUCCGAAAAGUGAAAAGAUUGAACAACUCACCCAAAGAGCUCUUGCUUUAUCCAAUAUUUUGCGCGGUUUCUCAUUUGUGCCCGGAAGUGAACAUUUAAUGGCGAAAGAUCAAGCAUUAUUGUAUAUAUUGGGAAGGUUCCUCAAACUCUAUGUUCAUGAAAAACGAAUUGUUGCGCAAAAACGCAAUAUUGUUUUGAAUCCGGAUGAGCUGAAAAAGGUGCCUGAAAAUGAGUCGCUUGAUGAGCAGCGAGAAAAAGCGCUGGCUGUUUUGGAUGUUGAUGAUGCGAAUGAGACGAUGUUGAUUGAGACGGCGAAUUUGUUGAGAGAUGAUUCGUUUGUCAUGUUGUCGCAUAUGAGUGUAUCGGUGAGUUUUUGAAGAUUUUGGGAGUUGGGAGGGCAAUGGGAAGUCAAAAAUCAAAAACUGUGUUAUUUUUGUGAAAAAAAACCUUCACGCCGAAUCAUUAAAAAAAUCUUCAAGAUGAAAUUUAUUAUGGAUUUUUGAAACAGUCGAUUUUUUUCUUUAAAACACCAUUUACCAACAAUUUUAAAUCUGUUUAAAUUUAAUACGAAAUUCUUGAAACAGUAUUUUUCUUGUUUCUUGUUGAAACCCCCUAUUUUUAGUUAGAUCUCGCGAGUCAUCGAAAGUUUUGAAUUUAUAUUUUUGAAGCAGGGAAUUUCCGGUUCAGUAAAUUUUUUUUUUUGAAAAAAUCUAUCAAAUUUUUAUCUUCAAUGAAGAAGUACCAUCAAAAUUGUCGACUCCCCUAAAUUUAGAGAUCAAUAUUUUUAGAUUUGGAACUGUUAUAUAAAAUUUUUGAAACAUGUUUUUUCGGGCUUGAAAAUUAUGUCAGAAAAUUUCUAAUUUUUUUAAAACGACAUCUACCUCCUUCCCCUUUCUCCUUUUUAAUUCAUUUUUUUCCAGCUUGCCCUAUUCGAUCUACCAAGUUCAAUAUCGUACCCAAUCUACGAUGGCCUUCUCCAUUGGGCAGUUUCAUCAGUUCCCGAAGCCACUGAUUAUACAUUACCAAUUGUUGUUUCGCCGCGCGAUUAUUCGCUCGAAAUUAUGUGCAAAAUGGUGGUUGUCGAUCGAAAUGUUGAUAUGUUUUUGUCGACUGGAAAAUGGUCGAGAAUGGAGAAGUUUGUGAAUAUGUUGGCCAAAUUGCUGACAAUGAAUGAGGAAACGCAUUAUAGGUGAGGAAUUUUGGCAUUUCAUUUAUUUUUUGAAACAGUAAAUUUUUUGGAGAAGAGAAAGUAGAGUUUCUAUCAAAAUUUCUUGUGUUACACAUUGUUGUGGAAUUUUUGACACGGAUAAAAAAGAGAACAUUUUGUUUUUCAAAAAUUUUGAAACAGUGAAAACAAAUCUGAUAAAUUCGAUUUUUCCUGUGAUUUUUAAACAAUAAUUAUAUUUAGAAGACUUGAUGAAACGUUUUAUUUUCAAAAAUUAUUAGUUUAUUCAGUUUUUGAAACAGUGAACAUUUUUGAAAAUUCAAAAAUUGCACAGAAAUGUUUAUCCAAAGUUUCAAUUCGAAAACAAUCGUGAGAACAUUUUGUUUUUUAUGAAAAAUAUUAACUCAUCAUUUUGAAACAGUGAACAUUUUGGAAAAUCAAUUUUUCUCGUUUUAUCGCAGUUGAUUAGAAUUUAAAUGCACAUUUUCAUGAAACAGUCUUUUUAUAAGUAAAUUUGAUGAAACAGUGAAUUUUUCACAAACAAAUGUUCUACUUUCAAUUCAAAUUUUUUUUGCAGAGAAUUUGCAAUCGUCAUUUUGAAUGCUCUUUGUGUUUUGAAUGAAGCAGUUUGUUAUCUGUGCGCAAUUGAAACCAACGCAAUCAAUCAUUUGAUAUUAUUCAUUGAUUCGGCUGAUCAAAAUAUGCAUCAAGUAAUGCAACAACACGGAAUGACUGCGCUAAGAGAUAAUCCAGAAUUGAUGGGAACAUCUGUUGGAAUGUUGAGAAGAGCUGCAAGUAUGCUCAAAUUGUUGAUUAAGGUGAGAAAAUCAAGAUUUUUGAGAGAAAACUAUGAAUUUUCACCCGAUUUUCAGUUCCCAAAUUAAAAUGAGCAAUUUUCAGGUGCCUAUGGCUUAUCGAACUUUCCUCAAACAUCAACAACGAUUAUUGCAAUUUACAAUGAGCCAAUUGGUGAGUUUUUCUUUUUUUUUUUUUGAAUUUUUUUUUCAAAACCACUAAAUAUUCAGUCUGAAAUUUUGAGCUCAACGUAUUUUUAAAAAAUUUCCCGAAAUUUUGAAAAUUAAUUUUUUUUUUAUUUACUUUCUCCUUAUCAAAAAUAGUUUGUCUAUUAUUUAAAAUGAGCGAAUUUUGAAACGUAUUUUUCACCUUAUUUGAACAAUUGACUGGAAACUUGAAAAUGAAUUUAAUUUUGACUUAAGAUUUUUAAAAAAUUUAAAAAUUCUGAAGAUGUUGAGCUUAAAACGAUGAAGUUUAAUUUUUUCCUGAAAAUUUCAUUUAAAAAAAUUAAUUUUCAAAACUUUUAGAUGGAUUCACGAGUUGCUGCAAUGGUCGCUGAUACACUUUACGAAGUUCAAGAUUUGGUUCGAGAAUUUGGCGAAGAUAUUCCUGAAAAAUCCACAUUCUCCCUUUCCUCAAAAGCAUCUGGAAGCGGUGAAAACCAGGCAAAAAAAGAAGAAAAAAAUGAGAAUGGCGAAGAAUUGAAUGAGAAUGGAAAAAUGGAAAAUGAAGAGGAAAAGAAGGAAAAUCAUCAUGAACAACAAAAUGGAAAGAAUGAAACAAAUGAAGAAGAUGAGAUUGAGGAUGAAGAGGAAAGUCAGCAACCGAGUUCGUUUAAAUUGAAACAGCAGAAAAAUAAUGCGUAUAAGAGAAGUGCGAUUAUUGAUGAGGUUAGUUUUUUUUGAGAUUUUUUGGGGGAAAAUUUGAAGUUUUCAUGAAAUAUUUACUGUUUCGAAAAUUUGAAUAAAUUCGAUUUUUUCUCAAUUUUUUAUUGUUCAAAAUUAACUUUUCAAAGUAUAAAUUGAAUUUUCUGUAAGAAUAAUUCUAGAAAAAUUACUGUUUCAAAAAUUAGAGAAAUUACGAAUUGCUCCCAAAUUUUGAUUCCACAAUAAUUUUAAAAAUUUACUGUUUCAAAAAUGUUCAUUUAAAUUUCGAUUUUUCCUUUUCUUAUUGUGGCUGCGAUUUUGAAUUUAAUUCAAAACCUUUAUCGAUUUCAGUAAUUUCCAAACAUUUGGUUGAACUUUGGGUUCAAACUAGAUUUUUUUCUGAUAAAUCCUAUUAUAUGUUUUUUCAGCAAUCUCGAUCUCCGCCAACAAAACGAUCAUGUCUAACCAACGGAUUCGACAAAAAAUCAUCGCAACAAACAUCGAAAACCAACGGAACAUUGAGUGAAACAACAUCAACUCAACAACCACAAAAAUCGCAUGACGGAGGUGCAAUGACAACUGCCGUUGCCUAA
Caenorhabditis angaria is the source of this 6423-nucleotide messenger RNA. Lineage: Eukaryota; Metazoa; Nematoda; Chromadorea; Rhabditida; Rhabditidae. The record is from the annotation of a GenBank genome assembly.